AUGGCUGCACUGCCCCUUGCUAAGAUAUCAGAGCGAUUGGCUGAUGGUUUCUUGAAUCAAUUAGAAGAGAAUGUUAAUCCCAUGACAAGUGUCAUAGAAGAGGUGAAAAAUAUCUCUGAGAAAUUGACAACAAUUGGAGGAUUGAUGUCUGAUGCCGAGAGGAGAAAACUGAAGGAGGAAGAAGUCCGAAUUUGGCUACAAAAGCUUGAUGGCAUAGCAUGUGAGAUUGAUGAUUUGUUGGAUGAAUGGAACCUUGAGAUACAGAAACUUUGUACUCAGACAACUUGGGAGAAGGCAAUAUAUGAUGAACUGGAAGUGAUUUGGAAUGAGGCAGCUCAAUUUAAGUUCGUCAAAAGCCAUCUAGCUACUUGUGAAAAACCUGGUGGCAUUCUUUGUGAUGAGUUGGAGGCGUUUGGUCAAGAAUCUGACAGGGAUGUUAUAGUAAGCCGUCUAGUAUCUGAGAGUAGUAACAAAAGGGAUGUUGGAGUUCUUGUUAUCUCUGUAGUUGGGAAGUGUUCCCCUAAUGUGUCAGAGUUGGAUAGUUUGCUCCAAUAUCUUAGGAGCACUCUGUCUAGGAAGAAAUUCUUGCUUGUCUUGGAUGGUGUAUGCAUUCAGGAUGAGAUAAAAUGGGUGAAAAUUAGAGACUCUCUCAAGGAUGGAGUCAGUGGAAGUAGAAUCUUGGUUACAACUAGGAGUGAAAGAGUGGCACGAUUGAUGGGCACAACUUAUAUGCACCACUUGAAACAAAUGCCUGAUUCAGAUUGUUGGGAAAUAUUAUCCAGGAGAGCAUUCCAAGGAAGGACUAAAGAAAUCUUUGAGAAAGUGGAACAGAUUGGCAAGGGGAUUGCAAAGAAGUGUAAUGGUUCACCACUAGCUGCAAAGAUUGUGGGAAGUCUCUUACAAUGUAAGGAUACAGUGCGAGACUGGCAAAACAUACUGGAUAAUCAGAUAUGGGAAUUGGAUGAAGUACCUGUGGACCUUGAACUUUUCCCUGCUUUAUAUUUAACUUAUCAUGAAUUGUCUCCUGAACUGAAAUGUUGCAUCAGAUACUGUGCAGUCUUUCAGAAAAAUUUGAGGAUAGACGUGGAAGGUUUGAUUAGACUGUGGAUGGCACAAGGUUAUAUUCUUUACUCAUCAGAGGCAGAUGAAGUACAGAUGGAAGAAAGGGGACGCGAGUACUUUACUCUGUUAGCAGGACGUUGCUUUUUUCAAGAACAGGAAAAGGAUAUCCUUGACAGAAAAGUUGUCUCAUGCAAGAUCCAUGAUAUAGUGCAUGACUUUGCAAAACAUCUCGCAAAAAAUGAAUGUCUUAUAGUGGAAGAAGCUCACUUGAGAGAAAACACUGGAGCUAUUAAGCAUCUAAGGUGGCCAAGGGACAAUUCUAGGGAGACAUUAUCCUCUCUAGACCUUGAUGUAGGAAAGGUUCGAAGCUUUUUUGCCACUACAAGUGUUCCUCAAGAUUGUUUCAUUAAGCAUCUCAAAUGUGCGAGGACUUUGAGUUUCAGCGCCUGUAGUCUGGCAGAAAUACCAAGCGAGAUUGGAGAUUUGAUCCAUCUGAGGUACUUGAACUUGAGCCAUAAUCACUUUGAGGAAUUACCUGAAACAGUCUGCAACUUAUUCUAUUUAGAAACUUUGGAUAUCAAUUCAUGUGAAGAUCUGAUGAAACUUCCUCAAAACAUUGAAAAUCUAGUACACUUGAGGCAUCUGCUUAAUUUUAAUACAUUCAGGUUGUACGAAUUUCCACGAGGGAUUGAGAAAAUGACUUGGCUUCGUACUUUGACAAUCGUCAAAAUUGGGACAGUGUACUUCAACUGGAGCAGUCUUAAGAACCUAAACCAACUUCAGGAACUUAUGCACAUUCAAAUCUUUGACAUGGUUGGAACUGCAAAUGCUAAACUCGAAGAAAAGCAGCACCUCAAAAAUAUGAUUCUAGAGUUUAGUAUGUCGUGCUCAGGAUUGGACAUAGAUGAGAGAGAAUCUCUGAUACCACCUCCAAACCUGAAGAAGCUCACAAUCCGUAAAUAUCCAGGAUACCUAUUCCCAAACUGGAUGGAAACAGCUCUCAACAAUUUGAGAGUUCUUCAUAUCAUUGAGGCCUAUGACGUCUUGUCUUUACCAGCACUAGGGAAAUUACCGGCCCUCGAAGAGCUUAAGUUUGUGGAAUUGCAGAGUUUAGCAUACAUCGGUCGCGAGUUCCUUGGACUACCAGAGAACAUUGAUUCUCUUGGUGAAUCUAAGGUAGUCGCAUUUACCAGGUUGAAGAUAUUAGUGUUCAGUCAUUUACCAAAUUGGCAAACCUGGCAAGACAUUGAACCAGGCGAAGAAGAUGCUGUCUUGGUGUUGCCAUGUCUUCAGCACCUAGCCUUGUUUGGUUGCGAAGAAUUCUUUUUUCUGCCACAUCGCAUGCUUCGCAUGUCAUCAUCACUCCAGUCUGUUGAAUUAACUAUGUCUCAAAGUGUUGGAACUAUUAAUAAUCCUUAUGACAUGGGACAUAUGAUCGAGGUGUUGAAUCAAUUGAACAAAAGAUUUGACGCUUUGGAAAGCAAGGUGGAGCAAUCUGGUCCAUCAAAAAGUACCACCAAAAGGAAGCCUCAUUUGGACGAAUCAAGUGAUUCGAAUAAUGAGGCUGACUCUGAGGGCCAUGAGGACCGAACUAGAGGAGCAAAGAGAAAUUCCAAGCACGGAGAUGAUGAUGAAAUCUGA
This is a messenger RNA of Coffea eugenioides, 2703 nucleotides long. RefSeq names its product putative disease resistance protein RGA4. The transcript has 4 exons. Gene Ontology annotation, biological process: defense response to other organism. NCBI's taxonomy places the organism in Eukaryota, Viridiplantae, Streptophyta, Magnoliopsida, Gentianales, Rubiaceae. Gene Ontology annotation, molecular function: protein binding; ADP binding. The coding region runs from base 1 to 2703 and encodes 900 amino acids. The record is from RefSeq and is a predicted model, not a curated record.